Messenger RNA from Cylicocyclus nassatus, 2456 nucleotides. NCBI's taxonomy places the organism in Eukaryota, Metazoa, Nematoda, Chromadorea, Rhabditida, Strongylidae. The record is from the annotation of a GenBank genome assembly.
AAAUUAUCUCCCUGCCAAUCGCUAAACAAAGUCAUAUUUUCAAUUUUAUUUUGAAGCCAUGGCUACUUGCAUGAAUGGAAACAAAAUCGCUUGGGAACUACAUAAUGAUGGAUGCACUGUUGUUCAAUAUGGCAUAAAGAUCGAGUCUACAAAGGCUAAGCCAAGACCAAAGUAUUUUAACAACAUACUAGAAGUAAAUGGCAACACUCCGCUGUCGAAGCUCAACAAAGUCAUCAAAGAAAAAUCAAUAAAAUGCAAUAUUUAUCUAAAACUCGAGUAUCUCAAUAUUGGCGGUUCUUUAGAAGAUCGUGCUGCAAUUCGCAUGAUUGAGGUGGCCGAGCAGAAUGGAUUGAAGAAAGGAGAGACUGUGAUUGCCCCUGCUAGCGGAAACAGUGCCGUAGCCAUAGCCCUCGUCUGUGCGGUUAAAGGAUACAAAUGCAUAAUCGUGACUCCUGAUAGGCCUUCACAUGAUAUUGCCGAUGUACUAACCGCUCUCAAUGCACAACUAAUUCGUACUAACAAUGGCGCAAAACCAGAUAGUUCUGACUCUCAUUUUGCCUAUGCCAGAAUUAUAGCGAAAGGAAUUCCAAACUCCUAUUUUCUGGACGAGAAUGAAUGCGGAGCAAAUGCUCUAACUCACUAUGAAACGACAGCUAAUGAAAUUUCAUCGGCUCUAAAUAAUAUUGACAUGGUCAUAGUGCCUGUACGAACUGGCGCAGCUCUGACUGGAAUUUCUAAAUUCUUCAAACAACACCACCCUAACACAAAGGUUUACGGUGUCCGUAGUCAUGAUACAGCAUUUCCAUCCAUACCCGAACUUAGCACUGGGGAACUACCACAUGUUGCUGAUUUCAAGGAUGUAGCCGGAAUUGAAGAAGUCACAGCUAAGGAAGCCUUCUUGAUGGCACGCAGGUUGAUAAAGGAGGAAGGAUUGAUGGUUGGGCCAUCAUCAGGUGCAGGAGUCUGUGCAGCCUUCAAGCUCGCCGAAUCUUUGCCCGAAGGUCGCAAUGUCGUUGUUGUGGCUCCCGAUGGUAUAAGAAACUACAUGAACCAGUUUAUCGAUGACGAAUGGCUCAUCAAAAACAAGAUCAUCACCGAAAGCCAGAAGAAAACUAUUACUCCGAAAGAAAAAUUCGAUCCCAAAGUGUUGGUAUAUGACCCAACAACGCUGAAUGGAGAAUGGAAGCAAGACGAGGUCACUAAGAAGUGGACAAAGUGCUGUCGUCAAUUCAAACCAUACAGACCGCAGCGUCCAGCAGUGAUGAGGAAUGUGCUUGAAGCUGUUCACAACACUCCGUUGGUGAAACUUAAUAGAGUUCCGAAAGAUAAUGGAGUCAAGUGCAAUAUGUUUGCCAAAUGCGAGUACUUCAAUGCUGGUGGCUCUACGAAGGACAGAAUCGCCCUCAGAAUGAUUGAGCUGGCCGAGCAAGAGGGAAUUCUAAAACCUGGAAUGACCUUGAUCGAACCGACUUCUGGCAAUACUGGCAUCGGAUUAUCGCUUGCAGCUGCUGUCAAGGGAUACGGCUGCAUAAUUUGCAUGCCAGUGAAGAUGUCGAAAGAGAAAGCAUUGACGAUGGAAGCUUUGGGAGCCGUCAUUGUGAGAACUCCAAACGAGGCCGCAUUCGACUCUGCUUAUUCGCACAUAGGUGUUGCACUACGUCUUCAGGCUGAAAUCCCUGGAGCGAUCAUUUUGGAUCAGUAUCGCAAUAUGGGAAAUCCAAUGGCACACUACGAACAAACAGCUGAAGAAAUAGUCGAUGCGUUGGACGGAAAAGUCGAUUAUGUCGUAGUUGGUGCUGGUACAGGUGGAACAGUGACUGGUAUCGCAAAGAAAGUCAAGGAAAGAGUCCCUACUUGCAAAGUAGUGGGUGUGGAUCCAGAAGGAUCAAUUCUGGCUGAAGGGCAUGGUGAAACUGGUUUCUACGAAGUAGAAGGAGUCGGCUAUGAUUUCAUACCAGGAACCCUGAAUAGAUCCGUCGUCGAUAAGUGGCUGAAAUCCACUGAUAAGGAAUCCUUCGAAAUCGCCAGAGACAUGAUCAUGAAGGAGGGUAUACUCUGCGGUGGAUCAUCCGGUUCGAAUGUCCAUGCUGCUUUGGAGGUUGCGCGUAAUCUUCCAGCCGACAAAAAUGUCGUGGUUGUUCUACCUGAUGGUAUUAGGAAUUAUCUCACAAAGUUCCUGAACAACGAAUGGAUGGCCGUUAGACACUUCAACGUGAACGAAAACAUCUAAAUCAUUAGCUGUUGGCAAUUGCACAAAGCGUCUUCGAUAAAACCUUGAGGAAAUCUUAUUGUUAGUAACAUAUUCUCAUUAUCUAUGCUGCAAAUAAUAUCAGGCUACAUAUUCUGUGAAUGAUAGCACUGAAAUAGUAUCAUUUGCGUUGUUGUGCGAUCUAUUUCAAUCGUAUUGGUUUUUCUUUUUAUGCGGUGGGAUUCACUUGAUAAAACAUUUAUUGAUA